GAAUUGGUGACGACUUCCACCAAAUUUUGCUCACAACUUGUUUUCAGUCUAUAGAAAAUAAGUAUAUCAUUGGAUUGCUGUUUUUUAAAUUUAGAAAUUAAUUUUCUGUAAGUCACGCAUAAACAUUUUAAAUACAAACAUUAGUCUGUUUUUCAAUUAGAUCAUGUUAAUUAUGAUUUGUUGAUUAGAGUAGUCAAGAGCUAGCAUUGAGUUAUCAUGAUGACCCCGAUCAAUUCAUUCUCAUUCAUUCAUGUCGUCGUAGAGAAAGUUAGGUCAAUCAAUUACUUAUUUAAUAAAAAUAAAUGUUAAAACUUAAAUCAAUUAUAAAAUAAUACACAAUAUUAGUAUUAGUAGUCCUAGGCCUGAUAGAAGGGCUAGUAGGGCAUAGGCAGUACGGCCUAAUAAAAGUUAAAAAACAACUCUUAAUCAUUAAAUCUAAAUUUUAAAUUUAAAAAAGCAAAUCUAAGACUAAAUAAUAACACUAAACUUUUCACAACUAUAUCUAUUCUAAUUAUUGUAAAGAAAUAAUUUCGAUAAAAUUUGGAUUACAUUUACCCACAUUUGCAUGGUACACUCUAUAACUAUAACUACUAUACUAUAAGUAUAAGUAAGAAGCAUUUUCAAUUUUGGUCUUUGCACGAAGUAAAAAAGGUGCUGAUUCGUGAACUGCUGUUCGCUGACGAUGCUGCCUUAACAUCUCACACAGAAGAAGGUCUGCAGGGGCUGGUUAAUCGCCUAUCACAUGCUUGUAAAGAGUUUGGACUUUCGAUUAGCCUACUGAAAACUCAUGUAAUGAUGCAAGAAACACUGUCCCCUCCAAUCAUAUCUAUUGAGGGUCAUAAUCUUUCGGUUGUUGAUCAUUUCAUAUACCUGGGAUCCAAUAUUUCUAGUUCUCUUUCCGUUGAUGAAGAGAUAAAUAUCAGGAUUGCAAAAGCAGCAGCAACUAUGGCUAAACUGAAUAAGCGGGCGUGGAAUAAUCUCAAUCUAACUGAUAAAACAAAAAUAAGUGUCUAUCAGGCAUUCAGGCAUGCGUGCUUAGCACGCUCCUAUAUGAUAACGAAGUGUGGAUCACAUAUACCAGUCAGGAGCGGAAACUCACAGCUUCCAUCACAGAUGUCUGCGUCGCACUUUGCGCAUUCGUUGGCAGGACAGCGUGCCUAACGUGGAGGUUUUGGAACGUGCACACAUGUUUAGCAUAUUCUCCUUUCUUAUCAAGAGACGCCUUCGCUGGUUAGGUCAUGUACGGAGAAGAUACUGCUGUAUGGAGAGUUGGCAGAGGGGACAAGACAUAUUGGAUGACAGCGCCUGAGAUUUAUUGACUUUUGCAAACGAAGCAUGAGGGAAGCCAAUAUUGAAACAAACAAAUGGGAGUUCAUUGCCGAACAUGGCUCCAACUGGCGUACAGCAGUGUUUGAAGGAGUCAGAAAGGCAGAAGUUACUCAAAACGAGGCCCUCGAAUCAAAAAGAACAAUUUGAAAAUCAAGAAUUUACCGGGAUUCAACAUUCUCCUGUGAGAGAUGCUGCCGUGAUUGGCAUUCUAAGAUUGGCAUUCUAAGAUUGGCCUAGUGAGCCACUCGUCAAAGUGUAGAACUAUAUAGGUACUCCAUCGUCUCACAAAGACGGAAGGAUGCCAUAUUAUUAUUAUUAUAAGCGUUUUCAUUUACUCUAUGCCUAGUUAUACUAUUUAAUUUAUCUUAUUGGACAAUUUUUGGGUAGAAAUAGUGUCUAACUUUCUGUUAUUUCCAAAUUGUCUGACUGAAAUUAUAGUGAAAUGAUGACUGAAUAAUUUAAAGAUUUUUACUUCCAUCUGGGGCCAGGCUUUAUUUAUAAUUGAUCAAAGUGGGCUAGGCCUAAAUAUUAUGAAUAGACUUAAUAUACUAAUACUAUAGACUGUACUCUAUACAAGUAUCAAAUCUACUAAUACUAUACUCUAUACUAGUAUCAGUAGUAGCCAUUAGUAUUAUUAGUAUUACUAACAAUAGAAAUAGGGCCUGCUCAGACUCAUUUGCUACUGACUAACAUUACUGGUAUGAUCUCUAGCAAGUAUUAAUCCAGACAAUCAAAAUCAAGUGGUACUAGAAAUAGAAAAUAAAUAUUUGUCCAGGCAAAUACUGAGUUAGUAGAGCAUGACACAUUUUUAAUUUUUUUUAAAAAAAAGAACCAAAUAUUUCAAUUGAAUUACUUAAGAUCUAUAAGGCCUUUCCUGUGUCCAGACCUGUCAUAAAUAACUUUCCUUAAGUAAAAAUAUUCAACCAUUUAGAGUCACUGAAAUGAAAGUCAAUUUCAUUAGCUGGAUUCUUAUUGCUGUAAAUAAGCAAGGAUUUAUAUUUUAUAUAAUUUUUAUUUCAACUUUAAAAGUUUCAAUUUAGAUUAAAUUAUAAUUUUAACCCAGCUUUUCAUAUUACUCAAAAUUUUUGUAUUUUAGCUUAAAAUUUUGGACUGAAGCGAGUAAAGCCAGCAAAUAUGCCCGCCUUACUAGAGCGGCCAAAAAUGACAAGAGCCAUGUAUGAGGCCUUGAAACGGCACAUCAUGCGUGAGAGGGAAAAGAAGAAACAAGGUACAAAACCUGAGGAUUUAAUUUAAAUUUUACAUUAAAAACUUAAUUUUCAAUUUAAAAACUUAAUAUUUAAUUCUAAUGAAGCUUAUCUUUAAUUCAGUUAACUUAAAUUCCUAUUUAAGAGCAAGAACAAGAUGCAAUGAUGGAAAGAUUAAAAAAGGAAAGAGAGUUAAAAAAGAAAAAGGAAGAGGAAGACAGUCUUACCCUUGAAGAAACUAAUGAGCAGGUAUUUGGAUCACGUGCAUGAUGUGCUAAUUAUUUACAGCAGGGGUUCUUCACCCUUUUUGCUGCUCCGCACCCCCAAUUGAUUCAAAAAUAUUUCCAGUAUCCCUAUCUUGAUUUUAAAAAAAUGUUUCCCUGACCCCCCACACACAAUAAAAUAAAUUGCAUUAAAAAAUGCAAAGGAACCUGUUUUUUCUGGGUCUUUCCACCCCCACUGAUAGGGCUUCCAACAUCCACCCCUGGUUAAGAACCCCCACUGUGCAGCGAUUAUAACAGAGGAUAAUAUUCUUUUAUGGAUCCCAAAAAAUGGCAUGUUUUUGAUUACAUUGAACAUAUUCAGUGUCAGUGUAUAAAAACGUACCAUUCUUUUUUCUGAGGUUUGUUUUCUUUAAAAAAUGUUUGUAGCCCUUCUUCUUAGCCUUAUUCACUCCCAAUGGAGCAUAGGUCAUCCACAAUACUUAAACAUCUGUCCCUGUCCUGGGCUAUCUUUGCUAGUUCAGCCAAACUUUUCAUCAUUCUCUUCACCUCUGCCUCUAAUCCCUUCUUUCUCUUUUCCUGGUACCUUGGGGAUUCAAAUUAAUGUAUGAGUAGAAUAAAUCACUGCCAAGCAAGCAUGUCGUAAGAAUUAUUACUCUAUUUAGUAUACAAACAUGUUAAAAAAGCAUAUUGAAAGAGUGUUCACUGUAACAUACAUGAGAGGAGGGGAAGAGUUGUUUGUCUCUUUAAAUAGUAUGUCAUCUCAAAGAGGUAUAAUGAUAUUUUAAAAAGAUGUUAUGGUUAGUUUGUAAUUUGGUUUAUUUUUUUACUAUGUGGGUACAACUUAUUAAAUGUUUCCCUAAUUUAAAGUUGUGUUAUUUUACAUUUUUUUUUCUUGCAAGAUUUCUCAACUUGAGAAGAAACUAGAAUUUCUAAAAGGCCAGAAGCAUGAUCUUUUCUCACAAUUGAAGAAGGUUCUUCAUCAGGAAGAUGAAACAAGACGCAGAGCUCAGCAGAAGGAGCAAAGGUUUGUCUUUCUGCUAUUUCUUGAUCUUUGAGGUGGAUAUAUUGAAUUAAAAAUUGAACAGAUUAUAUCAUUAUUUACUUAUCUUUAAAACUAUGGUACUUAAAGCAUGGAAUGUUCAAAAUGUAAUUUUAAGUACAUGUAAAAAAAAGUGGUUUGAUUUUAGAUUUAAAUUAAUAAUAAAAAAUACAUGUUAAAAAUAAAAGUUUUAUUUUGUUAUUAUAAUUUAUUUUAUUAUUCUUACUGCUGACUUGCUAGUGAGAUGCCCAUAUCCCAGCCACCCUACCAACAUCCAGGUCUGACUGUUGCCACUCAGCCUAUGAUGAUGCAUGGUCGACCAGCUUUGUACAAGCCAACUGCACCAGCACCCAUCUUGACAGUAAAGCCUUCAUUUGUUAAAUUUAGCACUUUAUAUCUAGCUAAAUAGUCGUGUUUACAAGGAGGAACAUGUAUGGUAAUCUUAUCAUCAGAUUCACUAGAGUAGUUAUGUCUCUAUUGGAAAAAAAGAAUGUGAAUCCUUACACAAACAAUUAAUUGAAUUUGUCCAAACUCUCAUCGUUGAAUCUGAUGUGGAUACUGACUGCAUUGAACAACAUAUUAAGUAAAUACAACUGAAUAUUAAGCUUUUUUAAACAAUAACGUUUAAGAGAAAUGUCCUUUCAACUAGGAAAUGAAAAAAAAAAGGAAUUAUUGGUGGUUUAGUCAUUCUAUUAUAAUACAAAAUAUAAAUGAAAAAAAAAUCUUGCUUUCGGUGGUUGUGUGAGAAUAUCAUAUUACUUGAGAAAUGUAAAAAACAAGAAAUGUUUUUUUUCCCCCCCUCUCUAGGGAAUGAAGAGACAAAGAAGUCCAUCCCCACCUCCUUCCUCAUCAUCCAGCUCCUUCCAAGGGUAUGGGCACAGUGAGCCGAAGUACCCUCACACCGCUGAUGGCAAGUACACCCAUUCAGCUGAGGGCAAGUACCCCCAUACAGCUGAUGGCAAGUACACACACGGAGACUCCAAGUAUGUGUCUCACGCAGACACAAAGUUCCCUCAUGCUGAUCCUAAGUACCUGGCAUCUUUCUCCACAGCCAAAACUGGACCAGCUCACCUGUACACAGCCCAGCAUCCGCCAGCUUCUGACUUCAGUGAGUUCUAACAUCACACCAUUCCCCUUUUUUAAAAAAAUGUUGUGUCUUUAAGUGCUAUCUAACAAACCAAAAGCACCUCUGAAAGAAUGGGUCAAUAAGUGUCAUAUACGUUUUGAUUUGACUCCCAGUUGAUGCUAAAAGAUCUGGGUUUGGAUGGUAUCAAAGAAUAUUGUAAGAGGUAUUAAGUAGUGUUGAAUAUAUUAGGUAUUCUAAAAUAAUUUGUAUUUAAAUUUAUAUAAUCCAAUUAUUUUUAUGUCUCUUGUCUCCACAAAACUCAAUUUAUUUCAACUAUACAUAAUGAUAAAACAUAAUAAAAAUUAACUGCAUACACUUUUUAGAGUGAUUAGAAAUGGCUUGCUAACCAAGCAUUCUACAGAUAUUUUCACUUUUUUUUUAAUGUAACAAAUAAAGCACUGUUUUUGUGCUUGUUCAUUAUCAGAAAACUCAGCCUACCAGCAGCCUGGAGCAGGCCAUUUAUUCACGGCCAAUCAAAGUUUCCAACAGCAGGCAACGGCUAGCUCAUAUCCCAGUAGUCAGUCGAGUGGUAGCAAAUACCCCGGGCCUGGUCAGUCAGCAUUCACCUCAUACCAGAGUGCCUUUGCACAGUCCCACCCGCAGAAAGCUUUGACGGACCAGUUCUCUGCAGCUUAUCCUAUACAGCGGAUGCAGCAGCCUGGUAUUUUACCUUUUACUUUGUUACUCUUUAUUAUUUAUACAUCUUAUUCUUAGUCUUGUGUUAACAUCAUUCAUUCUAACACUUGCAUGCCCUUAGUAACAUUGAUAACAUCAACCUCUUGCAGGUUACCAUUCUGGUCUUCAGCUGCAACAAAAUCUGGAACAUACAGCACAAAAGCAGGCAGGCUUUGAGGACAAGUUCAAAAUUGGACAGGUAUGGUGAAUUACAAGAACAACUGCAUUUCAUCUAUAAGAUAAAAUACUCAAUAUAUCCUUGAGUCUCAAAGCGAGAUGUUUAGGAUAACACCAUUUUACUGUUUUUCUUCUGAUUAUGUUAUAGAACAUUGUAACAAUAAAUCAUAAUGACAGGACACAUUAUCCCGGUACUGUAAACUGGCAAAAAAUUUUAGUGCCGAGUGAAACCAUUGCUUAAUAACAAUGAGCCAUAAUUUGCUUGUGAACCAAAAGGUAGCACAUUUUAAGAUACUAAUUUUUUUUAUUGUUACUCUAUUCCAGUGGCUAUUAAUAAUUAAUGAAUACCGUAACUCAUUUCAUAAUUUAAAUUUCUAAGACUCAGAUAAGAGGUAUGGUCCCUCCCCAACAACAGGCCGCCUUGUCUCAAGCUCUGCAACUGCAGCAACAACAGCAGCAACAACAACAGCAGCAGCAGCAGCAGCAACAGGCUAAAGUAAGAAGUUGGCAAUAGCAAGGAUAAGUAAAUAAAUAGUAUUUAUAAUACUCACAAAUAUAACCAUAAUGUAACAUCGGUUUCAGAAAGGGAAAAGAUCUACGAUAUGAUUGUCAAUAACAAAUAUAUACAAUUAUGAGUGUUGUGAUUAAAGCGCUUUAUUUUCAAUGUUUCAAUAUCUCUUAUGAUUAGUAAGCAUAAAAAAGUUAUCUCUAUUAAAAUUAAAAGAGUUGCGUAACGAAGAUUUCUUGAAAAAUUAAAAAUUUUGAAUGUAGUGAACGCCUUCAUAUUUUGUUGUAGUUAUAGGCACAGCUGCUGUUCAAAUAAUAAUAUUUGGAUUGUAAUCUGCAGAAUGCUGGCACAUUUCCAGGCUACCCUGCACGCAGCCAAGCAGCCCCUUCGGCAGUCAACUACCCUGCCUCAACCAGUGCAGUAAGUCUGGCUCUCUCUCUUGCUUUUUCAUUCUUUGAUUGUGUAUCAACCUCCUAGUGAGUGAGGCUAUGUCUUAUUUUGAUUUAUGAACUAGUGCAAUGGUCUCUGAAAAAAAAAUAAAUAAAAACUAUUUAGGGGUCGUUCGUAAAUUACGCUACGCAAAAAAAUGACCAUUUUAGGGCAAACCCACCUAAAAAAAUCAAAACAAACAUAAAGUUUUCAUAAAUAAACUAAGAUACUAUUUUAUUCUUUAACAUUUUCCCCAUUAUGGAUUAAGAUGUGCUUUAUUAGAAAACUGUGACACGAAACAACGAAGUCAUCCAAAAGCUGAAUGUAAAGUGGCCUCAACAGUUUUUGUGUUAUUUUUCGAUACGCACUAAAGGUGUGAACGACUGAGAACCUAUAAUACCUUAGGCAAUUUCCACCUCACAUUAACGUUUUUAAAAUUAAUUAAAUAAAGAUUUUUCAAAAUUAUAUUGUAUUGUAAUCUGCAGAAUGCUGGCACAUUUCCAGGCUAUUUCAUCUCUUUACUUUGUUUUUGUCAGGUUUAAGCGCCCUCUCCUAUAUUUUCUUUAUAUUUUUUCUGUUUUAGGGUAGGAUAUAUAUAUUGACAUUAUGUAAAUUUAAUUUAUACUUAUUUAAAUGUGUUGUGUUUGUUUGUACUGAUGAAGGCAUGUGCCGAAACGUUUAAUUCUGUAUAAUGUACAAUUAUUAUUAAAGCUAACUCAUAUUGUUCUAUUGACACAAUUUGUUCGUGUCUUAUUAAUAAAAUUCAAAAUUAUAACAUUUAGAUUUUUUUUGUUUAAAAGUGACGGCAAAUUUUUUUUACACCCCCUUCCCCCGCUAUGUAAUUUGCGAACGACCCCUCAGUGAUUUCAAAAUAACUAAAAAAUUAAUGUGAUAUUUUAAAAUCCCAAAAUACACACCUUCUAUUUCUAUUGAAAAAAAUCCUUUUAACGAGUUAGGGCUGAUGUUUUAGUAUAGCUGUUAAGAAAUAGUUGUGAUAUUAUUGCCAAAUAAUUUGUAAAUUUGCAAAUUCAAUUAAAUUGGAUUCAAUUUAAGGGUUAUUCACUCUGCGUCGUAUAUGGACAAAAGUUGUCACUUUUACACUCUAAAUAAACAGUAUGCUUUAAAAAGCACAGUACUGGUUUCAAUUUGACCCUACUCUCCUUGAGCUGGUUGGGAUUAAUUGCUUGUCAUGUCUAAUCAUAAUCUAAAGCCAGCUUAAAAUGUAUGCCACCUGUUUCAGAGCACCUACUCCAACCAAACAAGUGGACAGGGCAGAUCAAACUACGGGAAUCAGUCUCAUGGUCGAUACUACUAGUGGGCUGUACAACCAACUGCAGAUAUGAGGUGGAGCUAUUCAAAACAAGUUUACUUUUUGUAGUCAUGGCAAUGUUUAUUUGGAGAGCUCGUUGCUUUUAAUUUAAAAUUAAAUCUAUAUCAUCAUGCCAGGACACCUACUGGUCUCGGAUUUUUGUCAGUGCUUUUAUGAUAUGAGCCUCAAUUGGCCAACAUCAUUCUUUGGUUAUUCAAAGAACCUGGGUCUGUCAUGAAAACUGUACUUGUGUUGGCUUUUAAGGCUUUAAUAUAGCACAUUGUUUUAUUUCCUCUCUGAAGUAAGAAAACAUUUGAAGGCAAGAGUCACAUUUGUUUAUUUUUGUGAUCUACAGUUUCAAUACAAGUUUUUUUAAGGAUAAGAUUGUUAGUUAAAGUUGAAUUAGUUUAGUAGAUAAAAGUAAGAUUGUUUAACUAUCUCUGAGACUGGCACCAUGGCUGUGAAGCUAGUUGAAAAAGGCUGUUUUACUCAGGUAUCUCAGCUAUCACCUGAGCUGAUGGUGUCAUCCAAAUAUGAAAUUUACGUGUCAGCAGUGCUGGAGUAAGAAAGGUUAUAGUGUGUGGCUUGGAAUUGUGCCAUGAAAAAGUAUCUCACCCCGAUAAUUACUGUGGUUGGUCAUUGAUAAUUACUGUGGUUGGUCAUUAGGGACCGCAGUUGCAGCUGAUGAAACCUGUGUGUGGCUCAGGUUGUCACGAAACCUGUGUGUGGCUCAGGUAGUCAGUAAACCUAUAUGUGGCUCAGGAGUCAUGAAACCUGUGUGUGGCUCAGGUAGUCAUGAAACCCUCAAACAAGGGUAAAAUGAGGGGCACAGAAUGUCUUUGCAUGUGCCAACACAUUUAGUUAAACCCCCUUCAAAAGUUCACAGCUGUGUGAAACAAUGAACCAUGAAAUAUUAAUUUAGUUUAGAAUCUCUGGUAACAGUCCAGAGUUUACUUGUUUUUGUUAUAGUGAAUGUGAGUUUUUAUUAAGUGAUAACACUAUGGUAUAUUUAGAAAGUGUGCAAUACUUUUUUUUUUACAAGUUACAGAUGCAAAUUUUGUGUUCGCUUGGAAAUAACAAACAGAAAGAUGAAGCUAAAUAUUGUCAACUUAUUACUUAUAUUGACUUUGUAUAAUUUCACAAUUAAGUUUUUAAGCAUGUUUAUUUGUUUUACAUUUAGUAUGUAAUGGGCAAAUAAAAAUUUAUAAGAAAUAACCAUGU
Messenger RNA from Lymnaea stagnalis (great pond snail), 9242 nucleotides. Lineage: Eukaryota; Metazoa; Mollusca; Gastropoda; Lymnaeidae. The record is from the annotation of a GenBank genome assembly.